Durusdinium trenchii is the source of this 1032-nucleotide messenger RNA. Lineage: Eukaryota; Dinophyceae; Suessiales; Symbiodiniaceae. The record is from the annotation of a GenBank genome assembly.
AUGUCGACGCUCGAGCUGGGCCGUGUACACAUGACUGUGAAGGUGAAAGAUGACAUGGUUGAGUACAAACCCAAGGAAGGGGUGAUGUCUGCCACCUACCCGGUCUUUGAGUUUGACAAAGAUGAAUGGAAUCGUAUGGUUGGCACAGCAGAAGAUGGCAUGGUGAUUGAGUAUGAGGAAAUUAGCAGUUCAACAACCACCACCAAGGGUGGCGAAGGAGCUGUUCCCGAGGGCGGCUUCAAGCAUCCUCAUACGAAGGUUUACUGCCUUGGGCAAGGUGCGUUCUUGGCGCCAGACUGCCAGUCGCAGCGGAUCAUUAAAUCCCAGUCAACACGGCAACAGACGCUUGUGCGUAGUGCGAGAAGCACCAGGCCUGAUCAGUACGGCCGCACUGCCCUGAAGGCGGGAGCUGAAACUGGCUUUGACCUUACGGGCAAGGUCGCUUUGGUCACAGGCGCAUCGCGAGGCAUCGGCGCUGCGAUUGCUGAGAGCUUGGCCAAGGCUGGCGCAACAGUGGUUGGCACCGCUACUUCAGAUUCUGGGGCAGAGGCGAUCUCUGCCCGCAUGGGCGAUCAAUGGGGGCAGGGCAUGAAGCUCGAUGUCACCGACUCCAAGAAUGUGGAGGAAGUUGUGAAGGCGGUGACAGAGAAGUAUGGGGCUCCAGAUAUUUUGGUGAACAAUGCCGGAAUCACCAAGGACACGCUGAUGAUGCGCAUGAAGGAAGAUCAAUGGCUGGAUGUCAUCAACACCAACCUGAACUCAGUCUUCCGCAUGACGAAAGCUGCAACAAAGGGCAUGACCAAGAAGCGUUGGGGCCGAGUCAUCAGCAUUUCGUCUGUGGUCGGAUCCAUGGGCAAUGUGGGCCAGUCCAACUAUGCUGCAGCCAAGGCUGGCAUGGACGGCUGGACCCGUGCAAUGGCAAGGGAAAUCGGCAGUCGAGGGAUUACCGUGAACUCAGUAGCUCCAGGAUUCAUUGACACUGACAUGACAGCAGACCUUCCUGAUGACUGGAAGGACAGAAAAGUUCAAUGA